AUGGCGGAGAUGGAGAUCGCGUCGACUACCGGAUUCGAUGUCCGGUCUGACUUGCGGCGCCGGAAUGUCAAUAUUACGGAGAAGACAAGCAGUUUAGCUCCUGGUGAGGAUAUCAAGAAAAAGCACAGACCCGAGUCUAGUUCCUUUGCCUCAGUUCUGGAUCAUUGGGAGCCUAUAAUCGCGCCAAUCCUUCUGACUGCAUUGGCUGUCUUCACGCGCAUGUACCGGAUCGGUCGCUCGAAUAUCGUGACAUGGGAUGAAGCUCAUUUCGGUAAAUUCGGUUCACACUACCUGAAACGCGAGUUCUAUUUUGACGUUCAUCCGCCAUUGGGCAAGAUGCUCGUUGGGUUAUCUGGUCUCCUUGCGGGCUACAAUGGAUCCUUUGAAUUUAAGUCUGGAGAGCAGUAUCCAGAAGAUGUCAAUUUCACCUUCAUGCGGGUCUUCAAUGCCGCCUUCGGUGUUGUGUGUGUCCCUCUCGCCUACUACACUGCCCGUGAGCUCGGUUUCCGCAGGGCCACUGUCUGGCUUAUCAGUCUGAUGGUGCUAUUUGAGAACUCGUACGCGACUAUCUCAAGAUUCAUAUUACUUGAUUCGAUGCUGCUUUGCUUCACCUUUACAACCACAAUGUGUUGGGCCAAGUUUCAUCGGCUGCAACAUGCUAGCUUUUCGGUCGAAUGGUUCACUUGGCUUUUCUUAACGGGCAUAAGUAUCGGUUGUGUCUGCAGCGUCAAAUGGGUCGGCCUUUUCUGUACCUCUUUGGUGGGACUCUAUACUAUUGAAGACCUAUGGAACAAAUUUGGUGACUUGAAUAUGCCGAAGACAGUACUAGCCAAGCACUUCCUUUAUCGUGUUUUGGGACUGAUCCUCGUACCAGCUUUGGUAUAUCUGCUCUCCUUCUACGUCCACUUCUGGAUUCUUGAAAACAGUGGGCCCGGAGAUGCGCAGAUGAGCUCUCUCUUCCAAGCCAACCUAAAGGGUACCGAGGUUGGAAGAGAUAGCCCUCUCGAGAUUGCUGUUGGUUCUCGAGUCACCCUGAAGAACAUGGGCUACGGUGGGGGACUCCUGCAUUCUCAUGUCCAGACGUAUCCAGAAGGUUCCAACCAGCAACAGGUGACCUGUUAUCACCAUAAAGAUGCGAACAACGACUGGUUCAUUUAUCCUAACCGCCAGGAACCUGAAUAUGACCCGCAGGGUCCACUAUCUUUCAUUGGUGAUGGCGAUAUCAUCCGUCUCAUCCAUGGGCAAACAGGCCGAAAUCUCCAUUCCCACACUAUCCCGGCUCCCGUCACCAAAUCUCAGUAUGAAGUCUCAUGUUAUGGUAAUGUCACCAUCGGAGAUGAGAAGGAUCAUUGGGCAGUCGAAGUUGUCGAUGACGUCGCAUCUCGGGAUCGAAGUAGAAUUCGGACCUUGACCACUGCCUUUCGCCUCCGGCAUAUCAUUCUGGGCUGCUAUCUACGUGCUGGAAAUGUCAAUUUACCUCAAUGGGGGUUCAAGCAGAUCGAGACCACGUGCGCAAAGGAGAACAAUCCACGUGAUGUAUACACUCAUUGGAACAUAGAGUCUCAUUUCAACGACAGGCUUCCACCUGGUGAUCCAGGAUCAUACAAGUCCCCGUUUCUAAAAGAUUUCAUCCACCUGAAUGUUGCCAUGAUGACAUCGAACAAUGCUCUUGUGCCCGAUCCAGACAAACAGGAUGACCUCGCCUCAAAAUUCUGGCAAUGGCCAGUGCUCAACGUUGGGCUCCGCAUGUGCUCCUGGGAUGAUCAUAUCAUCAAAUAUUACCUUCUUGGAAAUCCAGUCGUCUACUGGGGUAGUACUAUUAGUCUCGGUGUCUUUGGGCUUUUGAUCCUUUGGCAUCUUGCUCGCUGGCAGAGAGGGUACAAUGAUCUAAGUCAAGCGGAUAUAGAUCACUUCCACUACUCGGGUUUCUACCCCCUUGUCGGUUGGGUCCUGCACUAUCUCCCAUUCAUAAUCAUGGCUCGGGUUACAUAUGUUCAUCAUUAUUAUCCUGCUCUUUAUUAUGCCAUCCUCACUUUUGGUUUCUGCGUCGACUGGCUGACAAGACCGAUGAGCCCUCGAGUCCGCGGAGUACUGUUCGGCCUUCUUUACACGGUUGUCAUCGGCCUGUUUGUGCACUUCCAGGCCAUUGUGUUUGGCAUGGAGGGCUCUAAUCAACAAUGGGCACAUUUGAAUUGGCUAAGUGGCUGGCGGAUCGCUAAUUAA
This is a messenger RNA of Aspergillus clavatus NRRL 1, 2223 nucleotides long. RefSeq names its product protein O-mannosyl transferase (gene pmt2). Gene Ontology annotation, molecular function: dolichyl-phosphate-mannose-protein mannosyltransferase activity. The transcript is spliced from 5 exons. Gene Ontology annotation, cellular component: endoplasmic reticulum; membrane. Lineage: Eukaryota; Fungi; Ascomycota; Eurotiomycetes; Eurotiales; Aspergillaceae. The record is from RefSeq and is a predicted model, not a curated record. Bases 1 to 2223 code for a protein of 740 amino acids. Gene Ontology annotation, biological process: protein O-linked glycosylation via mannose.